Molecule: messenger RNA, 1035 nt
Organism: Cariama cristata (Red-legged seriema)
Lineage: Eukaryota; Metazoa; Chordata; Aves; Cariamiformes; Cariamidae
Gene: FANCL
Product: Fanconi anemia, complementation group L
Exons: 12
Coding region: 1-1035 (344 amino acids)
Biological process (GO): interstrand cross-link repair; protein monoubiquitination
Cellular component (GO): nucleus; Fanconi anaemia nuclear complex
Molecular function (GO): ubiquitin protein ligase activity
Source: RefSeq, a predicted model, not a curated record
AUGUUUCUUUUCAAGGGUAGAGACUUCCAUAUCAGGAUACUGUUACCGACGGAUUUUCAACUGAAGAAUGCAAGGAUAGAGUGUAGCUGGCACCUAAAGAAGAUACUGCACGGAUAUCGGCAUAUUUUAAAGCAGAGGUUGCACAGCUGUCCAGAUCUUGUCAGUUUUAUGGUGGAGCUGAAAACUAUUUUGGAAAUUGCUUUAAAGAAUACGCAAGACCUGCAUAUACCACGGCCGCCAGAAUACUACUCAGGUCUUGUCAGAGAUCUAGAAAUAUUGGGUUGGAAUACAGUUGCAUACGUCGAUACUGGUCUUGCCACAAUCAAGCUGAAAGCUGAAGACUCUUGUGGUCGACAGCAUCUCAUCACUCUGAAGUUAAAUGCAAAGUAUCCAACAGAACCACCGGAUUGCCUUGUGGAUUUUCCUGUUCAGUUUGCUAUUUCUUGGAUGCCACAGAACUCCUUAAUAGACAUUUAUAAUCAGUUCCUGGCGGCAUUAGAAUCACUGAAAGAAUUCUGGGAUGCCAUGGACGAAAUUGAUGGGAAGACGUGGGUGCUUGAGCCAGAAAAUCCCACACGGGGUGCUACAACAAGAAGAAUUGCAAUAGGGAACAACGUCUCGGUGAACAUAGAGGUAGACCCUCGGCAUCCAAACACGCUCCCCGAGUGUUACUUCCUUGGCGCAGACCACGUGGUUAACCCUUUGAGAAUUAAGCUGAACAACAACAUGCACUUAUGGGAUCCAGAAAUCAGUUUAUUACAAAACUUGAAAGACCUCUUAGAAAUUGAUUUUCCAUCUCGUGCUGUGUUAGAAAAAAGUGAUUUUACUAAGGACUGUGGAAUCUGCUAUGCCUAUCGCCUCGAUGGCGCUACUCCUGAUCAAGUGUGUGAUGAUCCCCGCUGCGGACAACCUUUUCACCAGGCUUGCCUGUAUGAGUGGCUACAAGGUCUUCCUUCUAGCAGACAGAGUUUUAAUGUCAUCUUUGGUGAAUGUCCGUAUUGUAACAAGGUAAGGAAAUCCAAUGAAAAGGAGUGA